CUUGCCUAAGAAACACGGUUCUUGUGUGCGAUGAACAGUUCAUGUUUUUGGGAAAACUUGUGUCAAAGACGGAGAUAAUGUCUGAUAAAGAGAAGCUUUUGGAGACACUGGAAGAUUUGUCAGAUGAAGAAUUCAAGGAGUUCAAGUUGUUCCUGCAGAGUCCUGACAUCCUGGGAAUACUCCCAGCCAUCCCAAAGAACCAACUGGAAAACGCAGACAGGCUGGACACCGUGGAUAAGAUCAUACAGACCUUCAGCCAUCAGUCUGUAGAAGUGGUGAAGAAGGUUUUAAAGAAGAUUAAUAGGAAUGAUCUGGUGGAGAAACUAUCAAGGACCAGCCCAGAACCACAAGAACCCCCUCCUGUCCAGAUUACAGUCCAUCGUGUGAACAGUGAGUUCCUGUCUAUGCGUUGGGACACCCCCGAUGGUGAAGUGGAGAGUUCCACUGUGACUUGUCACAGUGAAGGAGACAUUGUGCAAGAGAUGUCAACGGCCACAAACAGCCUGACUGUCAGCAACCUGAAUCCAGGAGUGUGUUACUCUCUCCAGGUUUCUGCACAACUUAGGUAUGGAAGAAUAAGCAAGCCAGCAGUAACAUCUGUCAACACAAAGACACACCUAGAAGGCGUAUUGGAGGAUCUGGGGUUGGAGCAGCACUACACAGAGAAGCUGUCCCUGAGCACAAUACUCCAGAUUGAUGAGAAGACCAUUACUGAUGACCCUGCUAAGUGUAAUUCAGAUCUUCCGUGGUAUUUUCUGAAGAAACUGAUGAUGGUUAAUGUGACCGCUAGGAAUGUGAAAGGUACAUCAGUCUGUGAGUCCAGCUAUGAUGAUCCGUCAGGGAAUACAGAGUUAGAUCUUGAUAAUCUGGUCAAAUUUCUAAAUUCAGGUGACAUGCUAAACCCCCUUGACAUGAUCACUGCUCUCUUUCUGUGUUCUGAUGGUUUUGUACGGCAGGAAAUGGCCCUCAAAAUGUCCAUGUGUCAGUUUGCUGUGCCUCUGUUGCUUCCUAACUGUGACACAAAUCAGUGCACACUCAUGCUUUGGGCCAUGAGAGAUAUUGUUAAAAAGUACAGACCUCAGUCUCUUUUACAAUCCAAGGGCUUCAUUGAACAAAGAAUUGUUCUCUCUGAACUUCCGAUGAUAUCUUUUGUGAGACUGGGUGAAAGCUCAAUGUCCAAGUCAGAGAUCCUCAAUAAGCUUCUGAGCAAUCCCCAGCAAUACCAUGAUUUCUUUGUUCAUCAUAAUAUGGAGUGUGGUGACAGUCAAAGGAAAAUAUCCAAUGGACUGGCUGAAAUGACUUGGUACCUUCCAUGUGGGAGUGAAAACAUGGAUGUUUUCAGGGAGCCAGUAGCUGUAGCUAACCUUCGUGGGGACAUUGCUUUGUUUGAAACACAAUUUUCUUUUUUGUGUCAGACAUCUGCAGCAGUGUUUGUGUUCUUCGACACUCUGGAUUCUGAAUGUAAACUACUUAGCAACCAAGACCACAAGGCACAGAUCUUCUUGGUGGGUAACCUUCAAAGCAAGAAUUUCAAUUUGAAUGCUCUAAAGAAGUUAGCAACCAAUUUGGGCUUAAAUAACAGCAACAUCCUUUUAAAGGAUAAGCAAAAUGAUGCCGACUUUGUCAAAAUCCUGCGGAAAACAGUCGGUAAUGUUGUUGAGAACUCAAAGAUGAAGAUGAGAAUGGAGCAGAUGGCUGACAUCGCCCGUGACCUGGGAAUCCAGGUCGAUGAAGACACUCCAGAGUGCCAGGAUGCAAAGAAAAAUGCAGAUGGGAUCACUGCAGAAAUUCAAAAUAUCCUCAAAUAUAAAGAAGCUGAGCUACCCUUGCAAGGCCAAAUAUGGAAGGAACUGACUUCCUUAGAGAAGGAAGAAUUCCGGCUUCGAAAAGUUGGAUCUGAGGACAUAGAAAAGUACAAAAGUGAUCUUAAGGUACAGAAAACAGAACUUAGGAAAAAACAAAACUCUUAUGACAUGUCAAAAGCAAUGAGAUGUUUCAUCAGCGCAAUAUCAAGCCCAGGGAUGGAGAGGAGCUAUUUCCUGAAAUGGAUGCGAAUGAACCUCGAUAAUGUGUCCCAAGAAAAACUGUCUGGUCUCAGGGAGCAGUACAAAGAAAAAUGCAAAAGUUCUGAGAACAGAGAGGAGAUCAAAGACAUUGACAGACAACUUUCCAACAGCUCACUGGGGACUGAACACUUCUUCCGUGAAAUGGGUCAGAUCUAUGAAGCUUCACUUUCCCUUCCAGAAACAGACCAAUCACGUCAACAGUUACAGCAUCUGCCCAAACUUUGUGCAGAAUUGUUACUUGAUGGAUUCCCUCUUGAGCUUGUAGAUGGAGAUGCAUCCAACAUACCUCUACGAUGGGUGAGUGACGUUCUGUCUCAGCUCAAUGACAUGGUGCCCCCCGAGAGCAAGAUACUGGUAGUCACAGUCCUUGGAGUUCAGAGCACAGGGAAGUCCACUCUCCUCAACACCAUGUUUGGAGUGCAGUUUGCAGUCAGCAGUGGCCGAUGCACUCGAGGUGCCUUUAUGUUGCUCAUCAGAAUCAGUGAAGAUCUUAGAAAAGAACUCAACUGUAACUUCAUGCUGAUCAUUGACACUGAGGGCUUGAAGUCGCCAGAGCUUGCACAACUGGACAAUAGCCAUGAGCACGACAAUGAGCUUGCAACACUUGUUGUGGGGCUGAGUGAUAUCACCAUCAUCAAUAUUGCAAUGGAGAAUUCAACAGAAAUGAAGGACAUCCUACAGAUAGUUGUGCAUGCCUUCCUCAGAAUGAAAGAGGUUGGCAAAAGGCCCAAAUGUCAGUUUGUUCACCAGAAUGUGUCAGAUGUUUCAGCCCAUGAGAAGAACUCACGAGACAGGAAACUGCUCUUGCAACAGUUAAAUGAGAUGACGCAGGCAGCAGCCAAAAUGGAAAAGAAAGAGGAGAACAAGAGCUUCACUGAUGUGAUGGAGUACAGUCCAGACACUGGGAACUGGUACAUUCCUGGACUGUGGAAUGGAAACCCACCAAUGGCACCAGUCAAUGCCGGGUACAGUGAAGCUGUAUAUGAGCUCAAGAAGAACAUAAUCCAAAUUUUGGGACGUUGUGAGUCAUCUGCUAAUAAUAUCUUGGAGUUUACAGAGUGGAUGAAAAGCCUGUGGAAUGCAGUAAAGCAUGAAAACUUCAUCUUCAGCUUCAGAAACAGCCUAGUGGCGGAUGCAUACAUGAGGCUCUGCACCGAAUUCAACAAAUGGGAAUGGGAAUUCAAAAAAGAAAUGUACACAUGGGUGACGAAAUCUGAAACAAGAAUUUCCAACUACGGUACAGUCACUGUGAAAUCUGAGGCAUCUGACAUGGAAGAACUUCUCACAGGUUUGAGAAGUGAAGCUUGCACAAUGCUGUCUACAUGGGAGACAAAACUCCUUGACAAUCUGACAGAGUACUUCAAGAAAACAGAGGGACAUGUCUAUCUAGUUGAACAAUACAGAGAGGAGUUUGCAAACAGUGCAAAGAGCCUUAGACGAGAAAUGGAGCGCUCUGUACUUAAUCAGCAAUCAGCAUCUGACAUCAGACAGGGAAUGGCAGAACUUGAUAGAAUCAAGGAGAACCACACAAAAGAAUUAGAAAAGAGAGUAAAUGGACUGAUUGAACAAUGUCGGCAGAAAAAAGUCCAGAUGACAGACGACGAGCUUGACAAAGAAUUUGAUAAGAUGUGGAAUCAAAUGGUAAAUGAACUAUCGUUUCCUGAACAAAAGGCCACAAAUGUCAUCGCAAGUGUGUCCCACUACCUGAGAGAAAAUCUAGCUCAUAAGGGGAGUCAUGUUUGUGAAUUAUUAAGUAAAAAAAAAUUAAAAGAUUGUGGACUUAAGCCUUUUACAUACACAGCUACAGGAUAUUACGAGUCGAUUAAACACACAUUCAGCAAGAUGUUCAACAUUAAAGAUCACGUGAAGGCUCUGCAAAACCUAGCUGAUCGUAUCAUAAUGGAGUGCACACAGUUUGUGACUGAAAAACUGAAAAAAAAGAACAACUACCAUGACAAUUACAUCCAGGAGAUCCUACACAUGAUUGAUGAGAGGCUGCAAAACAAUCAGGAUGUUAAGAUGGAGAGAGAGAACGAGUUUGAAGUUUCUCUGAAACAGCACAUCUGUGGAUUUGCAGCUAGAGAGUUUCAGAAGAUGCACGAUGAGUUCAUACAAAUGAACGAUCCCUACAGAUGUUUGAAUCAAAACCAAGAAAAGUUCCGAGCUGACUUUAGAGAUGUGUUCCAUGACCAAGACCAGUGCCAGAAGAAGGCCGAAGAAUUCACCAACCGCUGCUUGAAGCCUGCAGUCGAAGACUUUGUCAACCGUUCCUUGGGUCCUGAUAUCAUUUGUGAAAUGUCAACAAGCCAGCAGUUCAGCACACGCAUGUUCUUCCAGUAUUCAGUUUUACUGGAUUUGCUCUCAAAGGAUGACUUCAGAAACUAUCAGAGAUAUAUUUGUUCAUAUGAGAAGUAUGUGAAGAAAUGGACACUCGAUCAAAUAGUGGAACACUUCUCAAAUCCGUCUACGUUGUUUCAGUUUGAGGAUCAGCAUCUCCAGUCAAGUGUCAGAAGCAUAAAUAACGCCAUCAACAAAGCUAAAACAGAAAAGAGUGGCGACUUGAAGACGUUUGUUAGAAAUGUCUGUCAGGAACUUGGUGAUAAACUGGUCAUUUCCCAGGAUGCCUUUGGUGCUUUCAUGAUCCUGAACAAAGCAGACCAGGAACAGUUUGCUCACUGGCUCACAGAGUGUGUGAAGGACAUGGCGAACACUCUUGGAGAAAGGUUUAAAGACACUAACAUCCAAAAGAAACUAGAAAACCUUCAUGUGAAUCCUCAGGAUGAGCUUUUCACCAAACUGAUUGGAUGUGGUCAUCAGUGUCCGUUCUGCAAAGCACCUUGUGAGGCAGGAGGAAGGUCCCACACUGAGCACUGGACUUCCCUACAUCGGCCUGAGGGUCUGGGUAGAUUCAAGUGGCAUAAGACAAAAAAACUAGCCACUGACGUAUGCUCUUCCUCUGUGAUCAGUGGCAUCAAAUUUAGCUGCAAUGCUACAAAGGGUGAAUAUCACCCUUACAAGAGUUACAGAGAUGUUUUCCCAGACUGGAGAAUCACUCCAGAUGCAAGUCUUCAGGCAUCAGACUACUGGAAAUAUGUACUGGCAAAGUUCAACAAGCAGUUUGCUGAAGCAUAUGGCGCAGAGCCUGCUGAUAUUCCUCCAACGUGGAAGGAGAUCACUCAUGAGCAAGCAGAAGCAAGCAUCAGAGAGUCCUUUAAUAUGAAGUAAGAGAAUGCAUGCUGGGUAAUUCCUGACGGGAACGUCCUCCUCACAUGGAGAUUUAGAUCUGAAAAGGCUGGAGAUAUUAUUGGUACUCAAUGAUUUAACCACUAAGGCUUACAGCAGGAAAAUAAAAGAAAAUAACUGCAAU
Molecule: messenger RNA, 5433 nt
Organism: Etheostoma spectabile (orangethroat darter)
Lineage: Eukaryota; Metazoa; Chordata; Actinopteri; Perciformes; Percidae
Product: interferon-induced very large GTPase 1-like
Molecular function (GO): protein binding; GTP binding
Source: RefSeq, a predicted model, not a curated record